Molecule: messenger RNA, 3444 nt
Organism: Maudiozyma barnettii
Lineage: Eukaryota; Fungi; Ascomycota; Saccharomycetes; Saccharomycetales; Saccharomycetaceae
Gene: NEO1
Product: putative aminophospholipid-translocating P4-type ATPase NEO1
Exons: 1
Coding region: 1-3444 (1147 amino acids)
Biological process (GO): phospholipid translocation; retrograde vesicle-mediated transport, Golgi to endoplasmic reticulum; endocytosis
Cellular component (GO): trans-Golgi network; plasma membrane; endosome
Molecular function (GO): ATP hydrolysis activity; ATP binding; ATPase-coupled intramembrane lipid carrier activity
Source: RefSeq, a predicted model, not a curated record
AUGUUACCUUCUCCUGGAAAGGGAUCAAGCAAAUUUCAUAACAAUCCUACAUUUGGGCGCCGAGAUAGAAGUGAUAGUCUCGACUCCUUCGAUUUACAAUUUAAUAACUCAUUUGAUGCAGCUCUUGAUAAUCUGAAAAUAGGUAACAAUACAGAAAAUUUAAAUAGGAAAUCAAUAUCUGAUAGCAAGGAGAACUUUGAAAUGACAUCAAUUACUGGUAUGGAAUCCUCCCGUUCAAAUAACCAAAACAAAUCAAUGGAUAGAGAUAAUCGUCCUUUAAUACAUAACACUGAAGACCACUCCACGAACAAUGAGAACCCUCGUAAAUUUCAAAGUGUUCCAAGAACGGGACCAAUAAAUUCUUUUAUGUCAAUAUUUAAAAAUGCAUUCUCAAAUGGAAGUUUCGGUGUGGGCAAAAAUAAGUCAUCCAUAUCCUUAAACGAUGAUAUCACAGAAAGAGAAAUAUAUCCUGAUACAACACCAGUGUACGAUAAAUAUAAAUAUCCUUCAAACGAAGUAUCCAAUGCCAAAUACAAUGCUGUUACGUUUGUACCCACUUUAUUAUAUGAACAAUUUAAGUUUUUCUACAACCUAUACUUUUUAGUUGUUGCAUUAUCUCAAGCUGUUCCCGCAUUAAGGAUAGGUUAUUUAUCUUCAUAUAUUGUUCCAUUAGCAUUUGUUUUAACUGUUACAAUGUUGAAAGAAGCAAUGGACGACAUUCGAAGGAGAAGACGUGACAGAGAGUCAAAUAAUGAAUUAUACCAGGUUCUUGGAAAGCAGAUAUUAGUUCCAAGUAAGGACUUGAAAGUUGGUGAUAUUAUUAAAUUGAAUAAAGGCGAUAGAGUACCUGCAGAUUUAAUUCUUCUUCAAUCAAGCGAACCAUCUGGUGAAUCAUUUAUCAAAACAGAUCAAUUAGAUGGUGAAACAGAUUGGAAGUUAAGGAUUGCAUGUCCACUUACGCAAAAUGUUACUGAGGAAGAUCUUCAGAACAAAAUCAGCUUGACAGCCUCAGCUCCAGAAAAAUCAAUUAACAGAUUUCUUGGUAAGCUGACAUACAAAGGUUCUUCGUCAUCACCAUUAAGUGUUGAUAAUACAUUAUGGGCAAACACAGUGGUUGCAUCAACUGGUUGUUGUGUUGCCUGUGUUAUAUACACUGGUAGAGAUACAAGACAAGCAAUGAAUACUACUUCACCAACAGUGAAGACUGGGCUGCUAGAGUUAGAAAUCAAUAGCAUUUCAAAAAUUUUAUGUGCAUGUGUCUUCAUUUUGUCGAUAAUGUUAGUAGUUUUUGCUGGUUUCAGUAAUGCCGACUGGUAUGUUGAUAUUAUGCGUUACUUAAUUUUAUUCUCAACAAUUAUCCCUGUUUCAUUAAGGGUCAACUUGGAUUUAGCGAAAUCUGUGUAUGCCUAUCAAAUAGAACAUGAUAAUACAAUUCAAGAAACGAUAGUUAGGACAAGUACUAUUCCAGAGGAUCUUGGCCGUAUCGAAUAUUUAUUAAGUGAUAAAACCGGUACACUAACCCAGAAUGAUAUGCAGCUAAGAAAAAUUCAUCUCGGUUCAUCUGCAUUUAGCUCUGAAUCAAUGGAUAUGGUAACAGACUAUGUAGCAGAUUUAGUUGGUUCAAAUGGAAAGAGUUUUGGUAAUGCUAACUCUUCCAAAAAGAGUAACGAGAUAGGGUCAAGAGUGCGAGACUUGGUUGUUACACUAGCUAUUUGUCAUAAUGUUACACCAACUUUCGAAGACGACGAGAUAACUUACCAGGCUGCAUCUCCUGAUGAAAUUGCUAUUGUCAAAUUUACCGAAUCUGUAGGAUUGUCGCUUUUCAAAAGAGACCGUCAUUCUAUUACACUACUACACACUGCCACCGGAACAACAAUGUCAUAUCAAAUUCUACAAGUUUUUCCAUUCAACUCAGACACAAAACGUAUGGGUAUUAUCGUAUAUGAAGAACAAACCGAAGAAUAUUGGUUUUUCGAAAAAGGUGCUGAUACUGUCAUGGCCAAAAUUGUUGAGAGUAAUGUUUGGCUUGAAGAGGAAACUGGCAAUAUGGCUCGUGAAGGUCUUAGAACUUUAGUAAUAGGUAGAAAGAAAUUGACAAAGAAGGUAUACGAACAAUUUAAAGCAGAUUACUCAAAGGCGUCAUUAUCGAUGUUGAAUCGUGAUACUGAAAUGGCUAGGAUAAUUACAAAGUAUUUAGAGCAUGACUUAGAACUACAAGGUUUAACCGGAGUGGAAGAUAAGCUUCAAAAAGAUGUGAAAUCAUCUAUCGAGUUACUAAGAAAUGCAGGUAUUAAAAUCUGGAUGUUAACAGGGGAUAAAGUUGAAACAGCACGCUGUGUUUCUAUUAGUGCUAAAUUGAUUGCCCGUGGACAAUAUGUUCAUAUAAUUACGAAACUUACGAAACCAGAAGGUGCAUUGAGUCAAUUGGAAUAUCUGAAGGUGAACAAAAAUGCCUGUUUGUUGAUAGAUGGUGAUUCAUUAGGGAUGUUCUUACAUUAUUAUAGACAAGAAUUUUUUGAUGUUGCAAUCUUUCUCCCAACCGUCAUUGCUUGCCGUUGUACCCCACAGCAAAAGGCUGAUGUUGCUUUGAUUAUUCGUGAAUUAACAGGUAAGAGAGUCUGUUGUAUUGGUGAUGGUGGUAAUGAUGUUAGUAUGAUUCAAAGUGCUGAUGUUGGUGUAGGUAUUGUUGGUAAAGAAGGUAAACAAGCUUCUCUAGCAGCUGAUUUCUCAAUAACGCAAUUUUGUCAUUUAACUGAAUUAUUACUAUGGCAUGGUAGAAAUUCAUAUAAGAGAUCGGCCAAAUUAGCUCAAUUUGUGAUGCAUAGAGGGCUAAUUAUCGCUGUAUGCCAAGCCGUAUUUUCCAUAUGUUCUAAGUUUGAGCCAAUUGCACUUUACCAAGGUUGGCUAAUGGUCGGUUAUGCAACAUGCUAUACAAUGGCUCCUGUUUUUUCGUUAACUUUGGAUCACGAUAUUGACGAAUCGUUGACAAAAAUGUACCCUGAGUUAUACAAGGACUUGACAGAAGGCAAAAGUUUAUCUUACAAAACAUUCUUUGUUUGGUGUGCACUAUCCAUGUACCAAGGUUGUGUUAUUCAAGGAUUCUCUCAAUCGUUUACUGGUAUUGAAGAAAUAUUCUUCCUCAAGAUGGUAGCCAUUAGUUUCACUGUCUUGGUGUUUAAUGAAUUAGUCAUGGUCGCAUUAGAAAUAAAUACAUGGAAUAAAAUUAUGGCCAUCACGGAGCUGCUAACUUUCUUAUUAUACGUGGUAUCGGUACCAUUUUUGGGUGAAUAUUUCGAUCUUGAAUAUAUGAAAACUCUAAGGUUUAUUGGUGAACUUUUAUUUAUACUACUAAUAUCAGUGUUUCCUGUGUGGGCAGCAAAAUCAAUCUACAGAGGAUUACAUCCUCCAAGUUACGCAAAAGUGCAAGAAUUUUCUGGUGUAUGA